UUCGCAGAGUGAUAUAUCCAAGAACAUCAAUGGGAAGUUGUGUAGAAGGAAAACGUGAGAUGGGAAACAAGCAGCAGGGAUGAGUUCCGGUUUGAGAGGAUUGUAAAGCAGAAGGCUGGAGCAGAUUGAUUAGUGUUGAUUAAUGGUUCAGAUUCAAAAGUACCUGUACAUGACUUUAAUGACGGCUGACCAAAACCCCACAGAGAAUCUGUGAAGAGAAGCCAGGCCCAACAAAGCAGUCAUGACACCUCAGCAGAGCCACAGUGCCUUCAUGCCACGCCGGCAUUGAUACAGUAAUUCAUUCAAUAGGAGCCCUGGUUGUACUGUACAUGAAAAUGUUUUUGUUCUUCAUUCAUCUUAGGUGAUGGCUCUAAUUUUCUGAGGAACUGAAUUUAUUUUAGCUGUAAACCAUGAUUAUGGUUGAAUACUUGAAUUAUAACAUAUUCAUAUGAGUUUCACUUUCUGAAUUGAUUAUUAGUUGUUCAUUGAUAUUUUCAUGGCUUAGUGUACAUUGAAUGAAGAGCUCUCAUGGACCAAACCAUUAUUGACAAAGUACAAUUUAUUGAACUCUGGAAAUUAGUCCUAGUCUUCAUUUAUGACGAUAAUCACAUUUCAGCCAUGCUGAUUGGUGCAUUAAGAGCUUUUCCCCUCGUGGUUGAUCCACCCAGCCGAGUUGAAGGAGCUCUGCUCUGGAGGAAAUCAACCCUCCGGGUGGGGAGGAUCACAAACUGGAUCCCAUUUGGAGCAGAGAGGAUGCUGAGACGAUCCGAGUCGGGGGAUGUUUAUAAAUAGACGCUUGCUGGUGAUUCAUCAGCUGCUCGUGUUCUCCGCAUCCUAACUUGGCCGCCGCUGGAUGCUGAUGACGGGCCGCUUCGCCUCCUGUCACUCUGAUGGAGCUCCGACACGGAAACGCUGAGGUACGACAAAUCGGAACCGGGGAGCAACAGGCCAGUUAGAUCCGGUUCGGAAGAGGAGGGGACCCGCUGUGGCGGCGGCAUGUUCUGAUCGGAGAGCCGGAAGUGUAGCUGCUGCUGGCGGGAUGAAGGCUCCGCGGAGACCGAGGCAGACGCUGCUCCUUCCCCGACUGUGCGUCGGCGCGGCGGGUCUGCUCGCAGCUGUCUGGGUCUUCCACCUCUCUGAAAUUACAGGUUUCCAGGGCCAAACUGGGGAGACUGGCAGGCACUUCUCUAAAAGAGAACUCAUUCAGCAAACAGAAGACAACCACAAUGGCAGUAUUUCCAGAUCAGCUAUACAUGAGUUCCCAGAGGACAUCUUUACUCUGGCUCAGAGGAGACAGGGAGCCAUGCUCCUGCAUGUUCUUUGUGCGAUCUACAUGUUUCAUGCUCUGGCCAUUGUGUGUGAUGUUUAUUUUGUGCCAUCAUUGGAAAAAGUAUCAGAGAACCUCCAGCUCAGUCAGGAUGUUGCCGGGGCAACCUUCAUGGCAGCUGGGAGCUCCGCCCCUGAACUCUUCACCUCUCUGAUUGGCGUGUUCAUCACAAAGGGAGAUGUUGGUGUGGGGACUAUUGUGGGAUCAGCGGUUUUUAACAUCCUGGUCAUUAUUGGGCUCUGCGGCAUCUUCUCUGGACAGCCCAUCUGUCUGAGCUGGUGGCCUCUGUUUCGUGAUGCUAUUUUUUACAUCCUGUCCAUAGUGGUGCUUAUUCUGGUAAUCUAUGAUGAAAAAGUUCUGUGGUGGGAGACCAUCAUCCUGAUCUCCAUGUACGGCAUCUACAUAAUCAUCAUGAAGUUCAACAGACGCCUCUGCUGCCUGGUGGAGAGACACUGCAGCGUGGACGGUCAGCCGUGUCUGAGCAGUCUGCGCCGGACGACCGCUGUCGGAAACGUCGGAGACGGCGAAAAUGACAUGGUGCCGCUGAAGCCAGACUCGUGUGUGGUGGCCGGUCAAGACUCGGGCGCGGUGCCGGCGGAUGAGCUACCGAACCUUCGCUCUCAUCAGCUCAGCUUCUCAGAGAGGCAGAGGCUGAUUCGAGCUCGGGUGAGCCCAGAGGAGGGCGCAUGUCCGGGGGAAGAAGGGUCGGGUCCGGGUGGGACCUGGGGGAGAGAAAACGGGGCGGCAGCGGAGGGAGAGAGGGAGAGGGGUAAGGAAUCAGGGGGAGAGACCGGUGGGGGCGCUCAGCUGAAAGAGGAUGAGGAGGAAGAAGAGGAUGAGGAAGAAGGGGAGGAAGAAAACUCUCCUUUCAAACCCUUCAUCCUGCCACAUGGCUGGUGUGUUCGACUGAAGUGGCUGCUGUCCUGGCCUCUCAGCUUCCUGCUGCACUGCACCAUCCCCGACUGCAACCAGCCGCGAUGGGAGCGCUGGUACCUCCUCACCUUCCUGUCCUCCACUCUCUGGAUUGCUCUCUUCUCCUACCUCAUGGUCUGGAUGGUGACCAUAAUCAGCUACACGCUCGGGAUCCCGGAUGUCAUCAUGGGCAUCACGUUCCUGGCAGCUGGCACCAGCGUUCCUGACUGCAUGGCCAGCCUCAUUGUCGCCAGGCAAGGGAUGGGCGACAUGGCCGUGUCCAACUCCAUUGGGAGUAAUAUAUUUGACGUGCUGCUGGGCCUGGGCUUCCCCUGGGCUCUGAGGACUCUCAUAGUCAGCUAUGGAUCAGUGGUUACGAUCAACAGUAAAGGCCUGGUGUAUUCUGUCAUUCUGCUGCUGGCCUCAGUCACACUCACUGUCCUGUGUGUCCAUCUGAACCGCUGGAAGUUGGACCGCCGGCUGGGCGUCUGUCUCCUGCUGCUUUACUCCAUCUUCCUUCUCUGCUCCGUCGGCUUCGAGCAGCUGUAGAGCUGGAGUGAACGCGCCCCGUAAACACAGACAGGUUUCCUGAUUUGUUUCCCUCCCACACUGACGCCGUCCCGUCUUCUCAAACACUCGUUUUGAUUUUGUAUCCUCGUGGCUCUAUGCGACACCGGAUGUCUGUAAGUGAUGUUUACCUUUGAUAAAUGAGUAUUUUAAAUAGUUUUGUACUAAAGCACUUCAGAACCCCAGCAGAAAAGCGUUUCUAAAGUGUCACAUUUAUAUACCUGAACCUCAGAGAGAGGAUUAUAGUAGGUUUAGGUUUAUAUAGUUGCUUCCCAUUUUGUGCACUUUUAUCAUAUAUGCUUAGUGUCAGUUUUUAUCUUACUACUGUGUUUGUUAUUGUAAACAACAUAGCAUGUCUGAUCGGCUCGCUCCCGAUGUUUACACUAAGUGACUGUUAUCCUGCCUAAAAGCUUAUCAAUUCAGAGUGUUUGGGUCACAUUCCUAACGUUUAAGUGCAAUAAAAUGUUACGCACAGUUCUUCCUGAAAAUGAAUCACCUUUGUUUUGCUCUCUUGUUCCUAAAUCUAAAUAUUUCAGCAGAAUCUGAGCUGUGAAUGGUGUAAUCAAACCAGCUCUUUGCUGAUAUCCAAAAAGAAAACACUCAUGUGGAUUGAAACAAAUGACCAUCUAGGUUGUGCUGUGGUGGCGUGGGGGAUAGCGCGACCCACGUUUGGAGGCCUUCGGUCCUCGAUGCGGCCGUCACGGGUUCGAUUCCCGGACCCAUCGACAUUUACCACAUGUCUUCCCCCUUUCGUGUCAGCCUACUUUCAAAUAAGGGACACUAGAGCCCACAAAAAGACCCACUGGAGGGGAGAAAAUAACAAAAUAAAUGACCAUCUAAUUAUUUAUGAAGAAAAUCAUAUUAAUUUGUCAAAAACGUCAAGUACUACUUAUUUACUUGAGUAUUUUGUGACACAGUUGAGGUUCAUAUGUGUGAUUUCUUGUAUUUCAUGUAGAAGAAAAUAAACUUCCUUUUUGUAGACAUUUGGUGGAGCACUUUCAGUGAAAAACUGAUUAAAAUUUAUUCUCUGCCAAACACAUGAUGAUAUUUGAAAAUAAAACUCAGUCAACACAAACUGCUCCAGAGAUGUUUCUUUGCCACAAAGUCAUUUUUAUCCUGAUAAAUGAAGCCAAACCUGCUUGUUUUACGUUCAGAGAUGAAGACCAGGAUUCAGCACCAGAGACAGCGCCGCAGUCGUCCGGUCCAAAGAGCUGUCCAGGUUCUGAACCUCAACGCUUCUGAAAAGAAAAUAUGCUUUUCACCAACUUCAGUUUCUAGUUAGAUGGUUUUGUACAUUUUUAUUAUAGAAUAUUGAAGUUUAAUUACAAUCAUUUUAUAGGUUUCAAAGAUUUUUGUGGAAAAAAAAAAUUACCCAAUUCAUCAACCUUUCUUUUUUAAGACUGGGCAUCAAAUCUUGACCAGAUCUUGACUGAUGGUGACCGAUUCCUCCGAUAUCAGUUCUCAGUCAGUUUUAUUAAUUUUCUCCAGAUACUCUAAGGUUCUGAUGGUUCAAUCACUUAGAAACAUUUCAUUUUUAUCACAGUGAUAAAUAAAAAUGAUUGGGUGUGACCAUGGAAAAACCUCCCAACACCUUUACGAAUGCCAGCAGCUUCCUCUGUUGUCAAUGUUGUUUUACAUCAAUAUUAGAAUUAAAGAUGAAAGUUUGACAAAACUGGACAUGUCGGUAAUUUAGAACAUGUACAUAAAAUGUGUUAAUUUCAUAUACAUGAGCCUCUGUAAUAACUAGGAUAACUCUGACAUCUUGGCAGACAGAAAUCUGUUCUUAAAAAUAGAGUUAUGGGAUUGCCUCAAUAUUUUAAAUUACAAAACAAAAGUUUUUAGUCCUUCCUGAGCUAAAAAAGAAAAAGUGUCGUCUGGUAUCAGAGUGAAUAUUCUUUUCUUCUUAAAUAGGCCAUAAGUCAGAAACAAUGCACCAAUGAGACGGAGUUCACGAUUCAAAAUGAUCUUUAUUUCAGUUGGGCUAAAUCAGCUUCAAUACCAAAAAAAUGCAAAAAUAAAAAUAGUACAACAAAGUACGUCAUCUUACAAAUACUUAUGAAGAAAGUCUGACAUAAACAAUUUGAAACAUGUCACAGUCAUAACAAAAAUAUAAAAGUCAAUACAGUACAUAGAAUGGAUUAGGAGCUAUAUAUCGAAGUGUUUGCAAUAUCAUGGACUUUACAAAUUCAACUAGUAAAAACUCCCAAUACCAAUGGAAUAUCAGAUAAUAUAAAAUGUAAAAACAAACACAAAACAGAAACAGCUGUGAUGAAAGUUUAUGUGCAUGUUGCAUGCAAAUCAACCUCAGUGUGAAAUGAUAAAAACAGCUAGUCUGGAAAUGAGUGCAUCUCGUUGGCACAACGUGUGAAACGAUGGCGCGUCAAAAAAAAACAAAAAAACAUGGAAAAACACAUUUAUUUAUGAUCCUCUGCGUUUCAUGUAGUGAG
Molecule: messenger RNA, 5253 nt
Organism: Gambusia affinis (western mosquitofish)
Lineage: Eukaryota; Metazoa; Chordata; Actinopteri; Cyprinodontiformes; Poeciliidae
Product: sodium/potassium/calcium exchanger 3-like
Exons: 17
Coding region: 1040-2788 (582 amino acids)
Biological process (GO): calcium ion transmembrane transport; intracellular calcium ion homeostasis
Cellular component (GO): membrane
Molecular function (GO): calcium channel activity; calcium, potassium:sodium antiporter activity
Source: RefSeq, a predicted model, not a curated record